AAGAAAGGGAAGAGAUCACUAGCUCGGAAAUUAAAUUCAAACCAAGACUUGGACAGUCUCAGCUUGAAUUAUUGAAAAGGUAUACGCCUGGCGAUACCGAGGAUCUGCGAAAGAGACAUGAUGUGGCAGCUUUUAUUGAAUGUGACAUGAUAGAAGAGUAUGCGAGAAAUGUUGGGAUACUUCAGGGAGCUAAUAAAAUUCCGGUCAUCAGAAUGGAUCUUCCAAAAGGAUAUGUUUAUCGUGUUCGUCGUGAAAAUGGUUAUGAAGGUGCUGGUCAUCUGAACAAAAUCCCAAACACUCGUCUUUGCUCUGAAGGAGAUAUUAUGUGCAAAAUAUGUCAUCAUAAAGACGUUGAACAUGAUAGACAAGAAGGAAGCUGUUCUAGAAAAAUUGUUUAA
Molecule: messenger RNA, 398 nt
Organism: Ambispora leptoticha
Lineage: Eukaryota; Fungi; Glomeromycota; Glomeromycetes; Archaeosporales; Ambisporaceae
Source: the annotation of a GenBank genome assembly